AUGGCUCUGCGGUACUUCAUGACGACAAAGCGCCUUACUGCUAGACAAGCUAGGUGGUGCAAAUUAGUAAAUCAAUAUUACUUUAUUAUUAAGCACCAUCCAGGAAAGGAGAACACGCUGGCGGAUACAUUAACUUGGAGAGAAAGCACUCCAGUUAACCACAAGAAAGGGUGUAUGCAGCUCAUGUUGCCAAAGAAGUGCCUAGGGCCUUCACUAGUAAAAGAUUCGUUAAGUGUGGUUGAAAAGGAAGAAGAUGUUAUUUCUAGAGUCAUCACCAUAAAUACAAGAAGCCCUGAAUGUAAGCAAUUCCAAGAGCUUAUGAGAACGGGAGACAAGAACUAG
This is a messenger RNA of Talaromyces stipitatus ATCC 10500, 342 nucleotides long. RefSeq lists its product as uncharacterized. The coding region runs from base 1 to 342 and encodes 113 amino acids. The record is from RefSeq and is a predicted model, not a curated record. The transcript has 2 exons. Lineage: Eukaryota; Fungi; Ascomycota; Eurotiomycetes; Eurotiales; Trichocomaceae.